UCGAUCAUGUUUCUUUCUGGCGGUUCGAUAUGCGGACCUCCUCACCAACCAAGCUGACCUCCCUCUUUUAUUCUUGGACUAAGAGGGUGGCCAUCGUCCAGAGCUGUGCCGCCGGGUGGCUUCCAUUUGCGAAAACCCAAUUGAGCAGCCACUUUUCCAUAUCUACCAGCGCGGUUGGCCAAGUUAACGUUUGUGUCCCCAGCACAGCAGACUUCUGCCAUGAUAACAAAACAUUUCUAAUCGUCAACUGUCAAACGUGA
Podospora bellae-mahoneyi is the source of this 260-nucleotide messenger RNA. RefSeq lists its product as uncharacterized. The record is from RefSeq and is a predicted model, not a curated record. The coding region runs from base 30 to 260 and encodes 76 amino acids. The transcript has 2 exons. NCBI's taxonomy places the organism in Eukaryota, Fungi, Ascomycota, Sordariomycetes, Sordariales, Podosporaceae.